GUUAAAAAGAACCCUAGUUGGUUCCUUUUGCUCUGGAUGGCCAUCGAUGACCUUGGUUAGGACAUCUUUUGAACGAAUUGGUUUUUCUUCCACUCCUAAGGUAUCUCUCCUUGACUCUUCUCAUAUACUCAUUACCUUCUCGGAGGAGAAGGACUUUCUCCUAUGUCUUCUCCGGAGGACCUGCACAUCUCUGGUUACAAAAUGAAUGUGUGUCGAUGGACCUGUGAUUUCGACCCUUCUAUCGAUUCACCUCUUGCUCCUGUCUGGAUAGGUCUAGAGGGUCUCCCUCUUCACCUUUUUGAACCCAAUGCCCUUUUUUCUAUAGCUAACCUGGUGGGUCUCCCCCUCCAAAUGGAUUCUGCCACAGUGAACCUUACAAGACCCUCCGUGGCAAGGGUGUGUGUCGAAUUGGACCUGACUAAAGAUAUGCCUAAAGCAGUUUGGAUUCACCUUGGUCAAUUAUCCUUCCUCCAGCCUAUUACAUACGAAGAUUUGCCUGAGUAUUGUAUUUCUUGCCGGGCUAUAGGCCAUAAAAAGUGCAAAACUCCUAGGAAAUCUUCUAGAUGGUUUAGGAGGGAGGGUAAGCUAUCUAGCAGAAGCUUGAAUGAUUCUGUAAAAGUUUUGGUUCCUGAAUCUGGCGGAUUGGGUGCUAAUUCUGUUAUUGCCCAUAAUGCUCCUAAUCAUGCUGUUGAUAUUUCUGCUGCUCCGAGUUUUGCUGAUGCUACUUUUGCUAUUCCUAACUCUUCAACUAAGACUCCUGUCUCUACUGAUGCUUUACUUGAAGGUCCUUUGCCUCUUGUACAAACCUGCAGUGAUGAAAAUGAGCAGGCUAAGGAUCCUACCAUCCUAAUUGGAAAAAUUCAAUGCACCAAGGAUGCUUCACUACUUGUUCCUACUGUUGCUGAAAAUCUAUUGGGAAAGGAUGUUGCAAUUCCAACUGAUCCCCUACUGUCUGGUCCUGUGGUUGCUGAAAGUUUCCUGGGAAAAGAUGUUGUAAGUCCAACUGAUCCCGCGCCACCCCUAACUGUUUUUGUGGAAAGCACUGUACUCCACAGCCCCCCCUUUGUCCCUUUACCUGAAGUUGUCCACACACAUGUCCCCUUAAUUGCAGAUUCAAAUGUCCCUGAUGCUUCUGAUGCACACAGUACACUCCGAAAGGAUGUACUGGAUGGCUCACAUGACAAUUCAGUUUGUGGGGAUGAUGAAAUUAUUUCUGACCCAAACAUUCCCACUCAAAACCGUUUUGUAUUGUUAACUGACCCUAUGAUUACUGAGAUUUCUGAACAGGGCACCCCUAACUCCACCCCGCUCAAAAGCACACCUACAAAAGAGGAAGCUCACCAUGAAAUGUCAAGAAUGACAACAAGAAGAUCAAGACCACCCAUAAUUGAAGGCUUCAUUGUCGACUGUGUGGGAGAACCAAAACUAGAAUGCGAGGGAUACAACGGGCCAUUUCUCUUCCUAGGCCCUCCAGGAUCACCGAGGGAAGAUGGAAAAAGGCCACGAACAGCAAUACCUACCAAAAUCUCACCUCAUACCAUGGUGAACGUGUGAAUUUAAUUUUGGGAUGCGUCCCUUGUUACCUUGUAUCAUUUGUCUUUCAUUGCUCUACCACUUUUGGGUAGACUCACCCAUUUCCUUUUUGGAGCGUUUGCUCCCUCUUGUAUGCCUUACUUUCUCUUUAAUAAAAACUUGUUUUUUCA
This is a messenger RNA of Cuscuta campestris, 1703 nucleotides long. The record is from the annotation of a GenBank genome assembly. NCBI's taxonomy places the organism in Eukaryota, Viridiplantae, Streptophyta, Magnoliopsida, Solanales, Convolvulaceae.